Messenger RNA from Zophobas morio, 1285 nucleotides. RefSeq lists its product as uncharacterized. NCBI's taxonomy places the organism in Eukaryota, Metazoa, Arthropoda, Insecta, Coleoptera, Tenebrionidae. The transcript is spliced from 2 exons. The coding region runs from base 294 to 899 and encodes 201 amino acids. The record is from RefSeq and is a predicted model, not a curated record.
AUAAAAAGAAGCAGUUGCUCGUGAGCAUGAGUACGAAGUAUGAGCACAUGCUUAGAGUAAAAAGUACGAGUAUGAGCACAUACUUCAAUCACUAUGAAUAAACUAAACCUUUUACUUAAGAGCAUUUGCUUCUUACUCUGGAGCAAACGCUCAUAUUCGUUAUCUUCAUAAAAACACCCAUCGAUAGCUUAUUUCCUAUAAGAACGACGACCAUGAAGAGAUUAUUUAAAAAACCACAAUUCGCUAUCCAUGAUUUUCAUCCUUAGUUCGGUUAUCAUCAGUGCAUUGUACAGAUGAGUUCGUCAAGUGGCUGUGAAUCGCCGGGGUCCGGUGCUGGGAAAACUGCAAAUUCCCAAUUAUUUAUAGUCCGAGAAAUCGAAAAACGACCUGAAUUACUAUCAAAAUCUCAGUUACCAAAUGAAAAAGCAAAAAAAGAAAAAUCCUUACUGGAGGUGGUGGAAUUGUAUGAAGUCCACUUAGGGCGUCGCAUCAGCCAACAACAGUUGAAGAAAAAAAUUAACAAUAUGAAAUCGCGGCUCAAGAAGAAGACCGACAAACAGAAGACCGGAAACAAACGCAUUACUUUGCAUGAGUGGGAGAAGGUCUUGUAUAAGAUACUUGAAGGAGAUGAUAAUCCAACAAUCAACAAAAUCCCGGAACCUGCUGUAGCAGGUGUGGCGAAAAGGACACAAGAAUGUGAGCCCAAACACAGAGAGAAAAAGAACUGUGAAAAGAGUAUACGUUCUCCCGAGCCCAAGAAGUCAAAACUUUACAACUACGAGACUGAGGAAACACACAGUUUAACCACAACGGAACUACAAAGACUUGUGUUGUUGGAGCAACUAAAAGCCGCAAGGUUGCAAAGAGAGUAUAUUUUGAAGAAAAUGGAACGACUGUAAUAAACUGAUAGUGAUAAUAUGUGUAUUAUACCAAAUAAACGAUAUUUAACAAUGCAUAACUCUUUUUUGUCUGUUUUAAUUAAGAAACGUCUUCUAAUAAAGGUGACGUCGAACAAUUAUAUCAGCAAUUUCAUCUCGUUUUACACGUGCACGUUGCAACAUCUCGUUGUCAGGGAUAUGUUGAUUUUGAUUGUCGUCUUCAUCAUUUUCAUCAGUGUCGUCUUCAUCUUCUUCUUCAGGAAACUCUUCAUCUUUAAGAUGCUUUGCUAUGUUGUGCAUGAUGAAACAACAAAUAAUAAUACGUGAUAUUCUCCUAAGUUUUAAUCUGCAUAUAUAUUUCAGUAUAGGAAAUCGCCGUUUCACUUGGCCAAAACAGCGUUCAAUAA